AUGGCUGCCUUCGCUGUCUGCUCUGCCUCCGUGGUGGCUCCCACCAGCCUCUUGGCUAACAAGAGCGUUGCGUCGAGCAAGUUGUCCGCCACCCCCAUGCUCGUCAGCAACAAGAGCCGCGUUGUGAUGAGCGCGAAGAAGGAGCAGAACAUCGCUCUCCCCGUCACCGCUGCUCUGAUCGCUGCUGCCAUCAUCCCCGAGAUUGCUGAGGCUGCCCAGCCCGGCGUGUCCCCCUCACUGCAGAACCUGAUCAACAGCGUGAUUGCUGGCGGUGUUGUCCUGGGAGGCAUUGCCGUAGCUAUCGUUGGCGUGUCUACCUUCGACCCCGUCAAGAGAAAGUAA
This is a messenger RNA of Closterium sp. Naga37s-1, 342 nucleotides long. Lineage: Eukaryota; Viridiplantae; Streptophyta; Zygnematophyceae; Desmidiales; Closteriaceae. The record is from the annotation of a GenBank genome assembly.